UAUUUAUUCGGACCACAAAAACAUAAAUUUUAUUAGUAAUGCAGUAGCUUACGAUGCAAAACUUUGAAGAUUGCUUUGGCCACAAAAGCAGGCACACGAAAACUCUCUCUUAUAUUAGGCCAAGAUUUUUCCCCUGAAUUCAGGAUUAAGAAAAGGGUUGAAGACCCAAGUUGGCCUCCAAACCAAAGCUCUUUGCAAUACUCGGCACGUUCAUUUUCCCUCCUCAAUUUCUCAGCCGAGAAAAUUUCAAGAAAAUCGUAGUAAUGGCGAUCAUGGUUUCUCACGCCGCCGCCUCCAACACCCAUCUGAGCGCUCCCGCAAGCCCAGACGGUUGCAGCUUCGAAGCACUGUUUUUUUACAGUGCCCCCGCGAGCCCCAAGACCGAGCCCCCCACUCCUGGAGCCUCCUCGAACGACGGCGGCGACUUCGAGUUCGAGACCAGCCGCCGCUUCGCCGACAUCGUUCUUGAGAACCCCGUGAAACGACAGCAGCAUCCGCGGCGAGAAGAGCCGCAGCCGCGAGAGAGGCCACGUGAGCCACCUUGCAUGGCGUUCGCGGACGAGCUCUUCUGCGACUGGAAGGUCAAGCCGCUAAAGCUCCCGCCGCGGCUCCAGAACGACGGCGCCGACGGGUCGCGGGUUCAGACGCCGGGGGCUUCUCCGGCGUCGUCGCCGCGUUACGCCGGCGUGAGGAAGAGGCUCGCGAGGCAGAGGAGCUUGUGGGACGACAACUUCGACCCGUUCGAGGUUGCGCUAGAGAGGGUGAGGGCAGAGGAGAGAGAUUCGGGCCGCCGGAGGAGCAGGUCUUUGUCUCCAUUCAGGGGAUUUGGCGGCGCAGGCGGCGACGGCGACAAGGCGGUGGGGAUGAGGCCCAGCGAGUCGACUCGGUGGACUCGGCAGGGGAGCGUCGGGGAAGAGAGAGCCGAAGCCGGCGCGCAGUUCUGGAGGGCUAAAAAGAAGGUGGAGCCCGUGGAGCAAUUCGGCCCGGCCCACGACGAGACCAGCCAAACGGGCUCCCCUGAAGAAGAAAAACAGAGGCAAAGGAAGCUGGCAUUGGCAGAGCCAAGGGGAGUGGAAUUUGCAAGGAGAGUGAGGCUAGUGAAGAUGGACAACCAUGCAAGUCCAUGCAAGCCAGCCUUCACCGCUCUCUCAGGACCUGAAGUCAUAAGCACAAGAGAUCAGGGGGAAGAAAAUGGAGGGUCUGCUAGAUUCACAAGACAAUCUAAUAGGCAGAGGAUAAAGAAGUUCCUCCUAAGGAGCACGUCCAUGGGGAGAGAGCUCUGGACAAAAGAGAAGAGGGGAGAUUCUCCGUCAGCUGAAGCGGUGAGGAAACCAAACAUUUUGAGAAGAUUGAGCUUUGGGUCAGCCGGGUCGAAGCCAUCAGGCCAGUGCAGCGAGGGCAAAGAAGUGAGCACGGCAGGUCGGAUGACGCUUGUCCGCUACCACCCAGAAUGCUGCUUUGCUUGGGCUAUGGGGUCAAAACCUCCAUGCAUGUGAAGUGAAGUUUCUGUGAGGCUUUUCAGGAGCACU
Molecule: messenger RNA, 1529 nt
Organism: Eucalyptus grandis
Lineage: Eukaryota; Viridiplantae; Streptophyta; Magnoliopsida; Myrtales; Myrtaceae
Exons: 2
Coding region: 264-1496 (410 amino acids)
Source: RefSeq, a predicted model, not a curated record